AUGUUGCGUUACAGCUGGCUAUGGAGGAUUUUUAUUUUUGUUAUAUUAUUUGGUUCGGCCUUUAGUGAUGAACACACACAUGUGUACGAGGAGGGCGAACAGAUAGUGCUCUGGAUGAACACAGUGGGUCCUUAUCAUAAUCUUCAAGAAACCUACGCCUACUUCAAACUGCCUUUUUGCAAAGGUGAAGUUAAAAACGUGGAGCACUAUCAUGAAACGCUUGCUGAGGCUUUACAGGGAAUAGAACUCGACUUCAGUGGUCUGGACAUUCGAUUCAAACAGUCGGUGAAGAAGACGGAGUUUUGCCGCAGACUCCUGACAGAAGCCGAGGCCAGCCAAUUAAUCUCGGCCAUCGUCGAACGCUACUGGUACCAAAUGUAUCUAGAUGAGCUCUCCCUGGUCGGGGUGGUGGGCGAAAUGCGCGACGGUAAGGCGAUGCUGUGGACGCACAAGAAGUUUGAGAUUCUCUUCAACCACAACCAAAUCGUCGGUGUUUCUCUGGGCACCUCUGAUCCGAUUGAAGUUGCUGCUGGCGCUGAGGUUAUCUACACCUAUGAGGUCACUUGGAUUGAGUCGAAACUGCCCUUUGAAAAUCGCUACGACUACUACUUGGACGCAAGCUUCUAUCAACACAGAAUUCACUGGUUCUCCAUCUUCAAUUCCUUCAUGAUGGUAAUAUUCCUUGUCGUGUUAGUAUCCAUGAUCCUCCUGCGCACACUUCGUAAAGACUACGCUCGUUACAAUCGUGAAGACAGUCUCGAAGAUCUGGAGCGAGAGCUGGGAGACGAGUACGGAUGGAAGCAAGUACACGGAGACGUAUUUCGUUGUCCCGCAGGCAUCCUCUACUUCUCCAGUCUCAUUGGCAACGGAGUGCACAUCACAGUGGUCUCCCUCAUCGUCGCUCUGCUAGCCCUUAUCGGCAAAAUGUACACAGAGAGGGGCGGUGUCCUCUCUACCAUUAUCUUUGUCUAUGCGCUCUUCUCUCCCGUCAACGGGUUCAUUGGAGGACGCACCUACUUGCGGUUGGGCGGUAAGAACUGGAUCCUUCAGCUCUUCCUGGGCAGCUUGCUGAUGCCCACUUUGGUUGUCAUCAUCGCCUUGGGAAUAAACACUCUAGCCCUUUUCUAUCAAACCUCCCGUGUCCUUCCUUUCCUCACCAUGCUCGCCGUCUUUGCCAUCAUCGUCUUCGUCAUUCUGCCGCUGAACCUUGUGGGCACUGUGCUUGGGCGCAACGUCGGUAGGUCGAUAGGCACAAGCGCGAGCGGAAUGGCCAAUCCAUGUCGCGUCAAUUCCGUCCCCCGACCUAUCCCCGCCUCUAAGUGGUUCACCAAACCUCUGGCCAUCUCAUUCAUCGGCGGUGUACUACCUUUUGGUUCAAUCUUUAUUGAGAUGUAUGUUGUCCUCGAGGGAACUCUGACUCUCAAUGAUUUCACUAAACUAUCAUUCAAUCCGCAGGGGUGCAUGUUGAGCUUUGGUUCCUGUUUCUCGGUAUUUCAGAUCUGCUAUUUUUGUAUGCUUCUUGUUAUAAAGUAUUUGAGGAUGCCUGUCUUCAAAUCUAGCUCAUCAAAAUGUAUGAUCGUCGAGUUUCUCUUGAACUUGUACUUCAUUUUUACCUCGUUCUGGGCCUACAAGGUCUACUAUGUGUAUGGUUUUACCCUCCUCGUCAUAUUCAUUCUCAUUGUUGUGACGGGCUGUUCCACCGUCGUGUGCACCUACUUCCUUCUCAAUGCCGAGGACUACCGCUGGCAAUGGAUAAGUUUCUUCUCUGGCGCCUCCACGGCUGUCUACGUGUACAUCUAUUCCAUUUACUACUUCCUCUUUAAAACAAAAAUGUUUGGACUAUUUCAGACCGCCUUUUACUUCAGUUACAUGGCCUUCUUUUGCUUCGCCCUGGGAUGCAUGUGUGGCGCCAUUGGAUACCUCUCGGCGAAUCGGUUUGUACGAACCAUCUACUCAACCGUCAAAAUUGAGUAG
Echinococcus granulosus is the source of this 1974-nucleotide messenger RNA. Its product is annotated as Transmembrane 9 superfamily member. The transcript is spliced from 11 exons. Gene Ontology annotation, cellular component: membrane. NCBI's taxonomy places the organism in Eukaryota, Metazoa, Platyhelminthes, Cestoda, Cyclophyllidea, Taeniidae. The record is from RefSeq and is a predicted model, not a curated record. Gene Ontology annotation, biological process: protein localization to membrane. Bases 1 to 1974 code for a protein of 657 amino acids.